AUUAUGUUUUAAUCCUUGUGUUUUAUUAUUGUUUGUUCCAGCUCUCGUGUAUUUAUGCCAUACUGUUUGGAAUAAAAGACGUUUUUUGCUCAUAAAUUAUAAAUAUGACAUAUAAAGCUGGACCACAGCGGGUUUGUUAUCGCACCCCCUACCCGGCUCCCCAGUAAGUUACGUUUUAGCGGAAGACGUAGCGUAGCCACUGCAUCUCAGCUUUGCAUUAGUGGUAAGAUUUACUUUGACGAGACUGGUGCUUCCCAACUUAAUCUCUAACCGUGUUGUGCUACGUUCCCCCCACGGCUCGUGAUGGGAACUGCACGCUCUGAAACAUGCUUGAUAACAGGAGGAUGUGGAUACUUCGGCUAUCGCUUGGCAGCCCACCUGCAUAAAAACGGAGCCAAAGUCAUCCUGUUUGACCUCAUCCCUCUGAAAGGUGACAUGCUGGAGGGAAUUACGUUUGUCCAAGGAGAUAUUUGCAACUAUGCGCAAGUGGUGAGUGCCGUUUCGGGCGUCGACUGCGUGUUCCACGUAGCGUCCUACGGCAUGUCCGGCAGGGAGCAGCUGAAGCGGCUUCGCAUUGAAGAGGUGAAUGUGGGCGGGACCCGGAACAUCUUGGACGCAUGCAUUCAGUGUGGCGUACCGCGGCUUGUCUACACCAGCACUUUUAACGUGGUCUUUGGAGGGCAGGAGAUCCGAAAUGGAGACGAGAAUCUCCCGUACCUGCCGAUCGAUCUCCACCCGGACCACUAUUCCCGGACUAAGUCCAUAGCGGAGAUGGCUGUCCUCAAAGCUAACGGAACGGCACUGAAGGACGGUUCCGGGGUGCUGAGGACAUGCGCUUUGCGCCCGGCUGGAAUCUACGGGCCCGGGGAGCAGCGCCACCUCCCCAGGAUUGUGGGGUACAUCGAGAAAGGGAUCUUUAGGUUCGUUUACGGGAAAGCAAACAGUUUGGUGGAAUUUGUCCACGUGGACAAUCUAGUGUCGGCGCACGCGCUCGCAGCUGCAGCUCUGACUGACCAGAAGCAUCACCGCGCCGCCGGCCAGGCCUACUUUAUUUCCGACAGCCGUCCUGUCAACAACUUUGAGUUCUUCAGACCCCUGGUGGAAGGUUUGGGGUACCCUUUUCCAACGCUGCGCCUCCCCAUCACCUUGGUUUACUUCGCCGCCUUCCUCAUUGAAACAGUCCACCGCGUGGUGGCACCACUCUACGAUUUCCAGCCACUACUGACCCGCACUGAGGUCUACAAGACGGGCGUGACGCACUACUUCAGUACGGCCAAGGCCCAGUCCCAUCUGGGUUUCCGGCCCAAGGAGUAUGACCUGGAUGAAGUGGUCCAGUGGUUCCGGAGCAGGGGGCAUGUGAAGAAAUGGCAAAGCUCUGGCGCCAGUCGGCUGGUGGUGAACCUUCUGGUUGUUGCUGCUUUUAUGACCGUGUUGCUCUCUUUUUUACCAGUUGCCGGCAGCUGAUGGUGUUCAAGUAUGUCAUAGAAUUUCAAAGCACAUAUAAGGUGCAUUUUUCCUCACCAUUUAAUACAGUUCUCAGGUGUUUGAAUAAUAUUACAGGUUUAUUUUUAAUAGUAAACCUCUGCUGUUCAUGGGGAAGUGGACCGAGCCCUGCCACAAAUUGCUUUAAAAAAAAUGUACCUCUAAAUGUGUAGGAUUUGCGAUAUUAUUUAAAACAUAAUAUACCUUAAACCACAACUUGAAUUCCAUAGUUUAAUGUUUCAAACUCAUUAUAUAGCCAUUCAUCCAUUUUCCGAACCGCUUUAUCCUCACUAGGGUCGCGUGGGGUGCUGAAGCCUAUCCCAGCUGUCAUCGGGCAGUAGGCGGGGGACACCCUGAAUUGGUUGCCAGCCAAUCGCAGGGCACACAGAGACGAACAACCACCCGCGCUCACAUUCACACCUUGGGGCAAUUUAGAGCGUUCAAUCAGCCUGCAACGCAUGUUUUUGGAAUGAGGGAGAGAAACCGGAGUACCCGGAGAAAACCCACGCAGGCAGAGAACAUGCAAACUCCACACAGGGAGGCCAGAGCUGGAAUCAAACCCGGUACCUCUGCAUUGUGAAGUCAACGUGCUAACCACUGGACUACCGGGCCGCCCCUCAUUUUAUAGCAUUGCCCUAAAAAAAUGGCUUCCAGAUUCCAGAAAAAUGCACCAGAAGUGUGUGUACAGUUAGUUAUAAACUGUCUCCACACCCAUGAUAUUUAAAAAAAAAACAUUUCUUAAUCUCAAUCGUUUUUGAGUUUGUAUAGCUCAAUUGGGGGGAAAAAAUAUUUGGGCGAGGAUGUAUCAGAGGAAAAAAAAGACAGUUGCACGUGUGUGCACAUCUUAUGAUGGGUGCUCUCCACAUACUCCAGCUACCUCUCUCAGUCCCAAGAAAAUAAUUCAUAUCAUGUCAAUCAUAGACUGCAAAGUGUCUUGUACUAAAUGCCCCAAUGAACCUUUUGUUUUUCAAACUAAGAACCUUUGAAUAAAACUGUCAUUCAUUCAU
Hippocampus zosterae (dwarf seahorse) is the source of this 2489-nucleotide messenger RNA. RefSeq names its product short chain dehydrogenase/reductase family 42E, member 1 (gene sdr42e1). The coding region runs from base 304 to 1464 and encodes 386 amino acids. Lineage: Eukaryota; Metazoa; Chordata; Actinopteri; Syngnathiformes; Syngnathidae. The record is from RefSeq and is a predicted model, not a curated record. Gene Ontology annotation, molecular function: 3-beta-hydroxy-Delta5-steroid dehydrogenase (NAD+) activity. The transcript has 3 exons. Gene Ontology annotation, biological process: steroid biosynthetic process.